Molecule: messenger RNA, 1566 nt
Organism: Diaporthe amygdali
Lineage: Eukaryota; Fungi; Ascomycota; Sordariomycetes; Diaporthales; Diaporthaceae
Exons: 3
Coding region: 1-1566 (521 amino acids)
Source: RefSeq, a predicted model, not a curated record
AUGCCAGUCAAGGUCUAUCACUCCCUACCAAGGGACCUCCAUGCAGUCCAGCCAAAGCUCUCGCCCUUUAUCUCACUGAACCCGACCCCAGGCGAGAAGUGCAAGACGCCGUGGAAGCCCGAUUACUACACCGGUGCUCCCUGGCGGCUCCUCCUGGACGACAGCAUACUGUUCCUCAGGAACUUCUCUUACCUCAAGAACAUCGUGCUCCCUCUCUGGAAUGACAGUGGUCGCAAGUUUCCUUCCGGGCAUUUGGACGAGCUCUUUCCGUCGUUGGGAAAUAUCCAUGACAUUACGUUUCAUGCCAUUUUGAUCGUAGCCCAGUCUGCCUUUAUACUCUCUCUACCCUUCCUCGCCGCUCUUCCUUUCCCAGUCCUUUUUGGCUAUAUUGGCGUCUUCAUUGUCGUCAACCAACUGGCAUGUUGGAGACUCAACGGCUACAUGCCAGGAGGGGUCCUGGAGUCGACGUAUUUUCCAGAGUCUAAUAAUUGGGAACCUCACCCGGACGAGCAAUGGGUCUUCCUCAACGGAGUGGCUGUAGGCAAGCAUUGGCUGCAGGGCAACAUCGACAGACUCUCGUUGACCUUCCAUCGGAGAGUUUUAGGGGUGCACAAUAAAACAUCUGGAAUCAUUUUUGACGUGAUCCAAUGCCUCCUCGAACGCUGCCUCUACUUCGGAACCUCGGACACCCGAAGCUGCUUUGCAAUCAUCUCGGACCUCCUGCGCAUCAAGGACAAGAAAGUCAUCCUAAUCUUGCAUUCGCAAGGGGGGCUCGAGGGUAGCAUCAUCCUGGACUGGUUGAUGAACCAGCAUUCACAGGAAGCCAUGCAAAGGCUAGAGAUCUACACCUUCGGGAACGCCGCCAACCACUUCAACGACCCGCGGACCUCCGAAGACGAGGAGAGCGCACCAGGCGGCUUCGACAAGCGUGCUGUGGGACACAUCGAGCACUACGCGAACUCGGACGACUUCGUAGCCAGGUGGGGGGUCAUCCACUUCAAGGAAAAGACGGCAUUCGACAAGAGGGAGUACGAGUUCACCGCUCAGGCGACAGUAUAUUCCAGGGACACGGAUCACGCAAACCUCAUCCGCCAGUAUGCGAAGAUCAGGCACGAUGACAGCGUCGAGCAGACCUGGAACUCAUACCACGGGAACCUUUUCAAGAGAAACGGCUCCGGCCACCAGCUCAACCAGCACUACCUCGACAACAUAUUCCCGCUCGACCAAGACAUGAACGGGGUUGAGGUGACAAAGAACGGCGCACCGCUCCCCGGCACUUUUAUGGAUACGGAAGUCGAUGUUAUUAAUGAUCCUAAAGACAUGGACAGAAGGAGAGGCAGGCGGAAGGGGCACAAAGACCACUCGCACGAAAAUGGGUUCAACGACGUUGUGUCUCAGAAAAAGGUUUUCCAGCUCAGCCGGCUCUGGAGUUACACCAACGGUCGCCACCCCGAGGAUCGAACAGAGGUCGAUCUGCCCAUCAAAAAACUUUCCUCUGAAGGUAGAGUCAAAUCGUAUUUUCAGGAGGAAAAGAAUAACGUUAGAGUAGGGGUGGAGGCAAUUUGA